Lactuca saligna is the source of this 606-nucleotide messenger RNA. The record is from the annotation of a GenBank genome assembly. Lineage: Eukaryota; Viridiplantae; Streptophyta; Magnoliopsida; Asterales; Asteraceae.
AUGACUGUGAAUCCUCCACUGCGACUCCUCUUGAUUGUAGACUUAAUUGAUUCGUUCAUGUUCUUGUCUCUCCCCUCCACCAAGGGAAAGAAGAGCUUGCAAUGCUUUUGCUUCAUUACAAGGUCAAGUUGGAUCCUACCUGAUGAGGUACCUGUUCCUGCACUAAAGGAACAGAUUGCUUCUGUUACUAUUACUGGUGUAUUAUCUGAACAGCAACGUUUAAUAUGUCGUGGCAAAUUUUUGAAAGAUGAUCAACUCAUUUCGGCUUAUCAUGUGGAAGAUGGUGAAUGUUUUGUUUUAGAUAUUUAGGGGGCUUGCGUACAUGCAUACGGUUGCAGGAGUAUGCCAUCGAGACUUGAAGCCUCAAAAUGUUCUAUUCUGUGAGCUUGUCUUGUGAAAGUUCUCUUUUUGGUUUUUAUUUGAUUUGAUGUUUUAGGGUUAAUUUUGUUAUGUUUUUUAGGUUGACUAAUAUAGUAUGUUCUAAAUCCCCUUCAAUUCACUUUUGAAAUGUUAAAAUUACCAUUAUGCCCUUUAGUUCACUUCUAUUAUUUUGAAAGCCACCUGCAUCCUACAAUAGGGGUAAGGUUUCUAAAAAUAGCAUCUUCA